Penicillium pulvis is the source of this 1080-nucleotide messenger RNA. Its product is annotated as transcription factor IIF subunit TFG2. The record is from RefSeq and is a predicted model, not a curated record. The transcript has 4 exons. Lineage: Eukaryota; Fungi; Ascomycota; Eurotiomycetes; Eurotiales; Aspergillaceae. Gene Ontology annotation, cellular component: transcription factor TFIIF complex. Gene Ontology annotation, biological process: transcription initiation at RNA polymerase II promoter; transcription by RNA polymerase II. The coding region runs from base 1 to 1080 and encodes 359 amino acids.
AUGGCGCAGGUCAAACAAGACCCCGAUGCCAUGUACAUCAAACCCGAUCCUGAUAACAAGGACUUGGUUUUUGCUGAUAUGGACGAUGACGACCUUUACGAAGACGCUGGAGAUCUGGAUUUCACAGAAGCCGGCCAGCAUGCGUGGUUAUCCCGCCUUCCUCGGCAGCUGUGGGAGAACUGGGCGCAAAUCGACGAUGACGAGGAGAUUGAAAUUGGAACAAUGAGGAUAGAGGGGGACCCAUCAGACCUCAAGCGGGUCAGCUUGCGGCUCCACGAACGACCAGAUAAUAAAGACAUCCCGAAAGACUACACCCUGCAACGCCAAACAGUCACUUCCACAAAUGCCUCACAUAUGACCCAAAAUACCUAUGUAUUUACAGAGAAGGAUGUGCCCGGCGCUGAAAACCGCAUGGCUUCGUUUGGAGAGACACGAUCUGCCUUGUAUGAGGCCAUGAAGCGCGAGGCCAGGAGGAGAGAGCAAGGCAAGAAAUGGGAGCCUUAUGUGAGGAAAACAGUACCAAAACAAACGGCGCUCAUCGGACGAAUCAGCGAGGAAUUCAAUUGUCUACCAGUGGAGAACGAGGAGUUCCGGAAGAUUUCAGAGGCCAGGGCUCUGGAGGCCCUGAAGCCAAAGGCGGGAGUUCAUUUUGUGGAGAAAAUUCCUGCUCACCUCCUACUUCAACGUCAUGCUUUGCCCUCGGACAAGGGCACUUUCGUGCAAGCUACGAAGGCCUCCAAAUCCAAGUCACAAGAAAACAAAACUACGCGUAUUGCGCAAAACGAGCUGCUGGACAAGAUUUUCCAGUGCUUCCGCCAAUACAAGUACUGGCCAUUUAGGGCCCUCAAACAGCGCCUACAACAGCCUGAAGCUUAUCUUAAGCAAACUUUGGAAAUGGUGGCACAUUUGAUCAAAUCCGGAGAUCAUUCGAUGACAUGGCAGCUGAAGCCAGAGGCACAGGAAGAGAAUUACGCAGCAUCAUUUGACGAUGCUCAGGCUGUGGCUCCCGAGCCUGAGAACUAUGAUGAUGGCUCGGAUGAUGACCCGACUGCUUCUGGCGUUGAUGAAAUGCAAUUUUAA